Zerene cesonia (dogface butterfly) is the source of this 1632-nucleotide messenger RNA. RefSeq names its product extensin-like. The coding region runs from base 264 to 1445 and encodes 393 amino acids. NCBI's taxonomy places the organism in Eukaryota, Metazoa, Arthropoda, Insecta, Lepidoptera, Pieridae. The transcript has 11 exons. The record is from RefSeq and is a predicted model, not a curated record.
UUAUUUAUCUCGCGGUGGAAGCGCUAGUUCAUUCGGAGACUGGAAGCCGUUGGUAUAAGAGAUCAUCAGUCGCAGCUCAUUACAGUCAUUAGUGCACAACAGUUUAAGUUCAAGGACUGCUCUGUUAAUCGUUUGUUUGUCUCAGUUCAGGUGAGCUUGCGCACGCAGCGUGGGCGCGCCGCCCGCCGUCCUCAGUCAGAGACAGGCCCUGACGCCACUCGCACGAACCGCACCGCCGCAUAAGCGCAACGAACGACUUCAAAAUGGCCACAGGUCCAAAAAUAGUACAUAAGCAGUUCAACUCUCCUAUUGGGCUCUACUCGCAGCAGAACAUCCAGGAGACCCUCAACAAGCACCUUCAGAAUCUCGACAAUGGCACUGUUGGCAUCGACUUCCACAAUCCCACAACAGAAAAGCCAGCAAAUCUUGCCAAUUCAGCUGUACUCCGUAUGUUGGAAGAGGAGGAACGAAACAGAAAAGGUUACCCCAAACUUGACCCAACCCAAGUUCAGGCGAUUUUGCAGAACUUGGAACGCGUGAAGCAUCGUUUUGACAACUUCUGGCCACCGCGAAGUAAGAAACCAACUCGUAGUUGGGAUGGUCAACUCAACUCCACUUCCUAUAUUUACACUGAAUUUAUGAAGGCUACCAAAGACCAGAAAAAAGUAGUGUGGCCGCCAGCCCCCGAAACGAACGGAUAUCACCAGGCGCAACAGCAGCAGAGCCCAGCGUUCUACAACAACGCGCAGCACUCUCCGUCCCAGCCGCAAUAUUCGCCACAGUCCUCUGUCCAACCAGCACAACCUUCAUACCAAGCGCCUUACAAAGCCCAACAAAACCAACCACAGUCCCAGUCCUACUCAAACGAAGCGCCGCAACCCCAAUCGGGUUUCUGUGAGGGCCGCCGUCAGGAAACUACAGGGUUAAGCAAAUUAAUCCCAGUGGGGCCAGGUGUAACCACUGCUCCCUUAUCUCCUACAUAUCGCCAGGUCCCUAUAACAGGUCCGUUGUCCCCGUCUGCACAACCCUACCGCCAGCAGCAAAGCCGUUGGGCGCCCGUACCAGCUCCUAUCUCACCUCAGCCAACCAACCAGAAGCCUCAGUUCUCACCACAGUCGCAAUACUCACCGCAACCGCAAUACUCGGAGCCGGCGUACCAACCUCCUCAGAAGCACUUCGAGCCCCCGCCGGCGACCAUCACUCUUCGCCCCCAGCCACCCAUUCAUCAGUCACCAUCGCCGGUGUUCGCUAGUCAACCCGCCGCAGCGUCUUUCCAAGGAGGCGUUAACAUGAGAGGCGAUACUAAAUGGCCCCCCCAAUCCGUGAAGGAAGCAGUGGCGGCCGAGAACGAGGCCCGAAGGCAGUUGGCUAAAGGCCCUGCCUGCAGACCUCGCAAGCUGCGGCAAUAUUCCCUUGCCGAAUUGCUUGCCAUGAACGAGGUGUAGACGCCUAUUCUGUACGCUCGGUACAUGCCGGAUUUUAAUGACCGUUUGUACAAAAGGAUUAUAGUUCCUUCUUCUCGCAGCAUGCCCUGAACCACAGCUACACCAGCUACCGCGUGCCGCCCGGCACCCAGCACUACGAAGAUCACUCGGGCCGAUCGUCUUAUUAACUAAAUUAUAGAUUUACGUU